Folsomia candida is the source of this 3416-nucleotide messenger RNA. Its product is annotated as probable phospholipid-transporting ATPase IF. The transcript is spliced from 20 exons. The record is from RefSeq and is a predicted model, not a curated record. Gene Ontology annotation, cellular component: endoplasmic reticulum; plasma membrane; trans-Golgi network. Gene Ontology annotation, biological process: phospholipid translocation. Lineage: Eukaryota; Metazoa; Arthropoda; Collembola; Entomobryomorpha; Isotomidae. The coding region runs from base 158 to 3298 and encodes 1046 amino acids. Gene Ontology annotation, molecular function: magnesium ion binding; ATP hydrolysis activity; ATP binding.
UCAAUCUGCUACUUGAUCGUUCUUAAAUUAAACAUGUAGUUGCCACUUAAUCAAUCAAAAUUGACCGUGUUGAGAUGUAGUUUAAUACUGCACGUGAGACCCCGUCCGAUUGUGCAUUCCAAAAUAAUCCAUCCAAAAAUCUCAAGAAUUAUACAUAAUGGCAGCUUCAGCUCAAAAAUUGAGAGAAAUAAACUUUUUGAAAGAUGAACCCAAGAAAAAUAAAGAGUUUGCUGAUAAUACUGUGACCACCUCAAAGUACACGCUGAUAACAUUUUUACCCAGAAAUCUAUUUUUCCAAUUUCGACGCAUGGUUAAUUUUUUCUUUCUCUGCUUGAUUAUUAUUCAGGUCUCGAUAGAUAUUCCCGUGGAACCUAUUCCAUACAUUGCAGCCUUUGUGUUCGUGAUUGGAAUCACUGCAACGAAACAAGGAUACGAAGAUUGGAUGAGACAUAGGGCAGAUGCUAGCAUUAAUUUUGCCGUAGUCCACAUAGUCGACGAAAAUGGAAACGUUAUUAAAUUGAACGCGAAAGACAUUCGGGUUGGCCAACUGGUGAAAUUGGAAGGGGAUGAGGCUGUACCCUGUGACCUGUUGCUUAUUGCGUGUGAAUCCACCUCUGGCCAGUCCCAAUCUUUUUGUCAGAUAAGAUCAGAUAACCUUGAUGGGGAAUCCAAUUUAAAAAUGCGAUUCUGUUCACCUGGAUUAGAUUUAAUUUUGGAGGAUAAUCGCGUCAUCUCAGAUAAACUCAAGAAAUAUUUUUUCCAAUAUGAACAACCAAAUUCGGAUUUAUACAGUUUUAACGGGCAAAUAACAUCACCUACUUUUGAUAAACCGGUGCAGAUUACAAUGGAAAAUGUACUUCUAAGAGGAACCAGGGUUAAAAAUUGUCGAAGCGUUUAUGCUGUUGCAAUCUACACGGGAAGAGAUACUCGACUCUCAAUGAAUUCUAGCAAAGUGAAAACCUCUAAAUUCUCAACUAUUGAGCACUCAAUGAACAAAAUUGUGAUUGGGAUGUUCAUUGGUCUUCUAACCUUGUCGUCAAUAUCGUUGGGACUCAGUUUCGUGUAUAAAGACAACAAGUUUGGAGGAAUGUGGUAUCUACCAAAAAACGAUGAUAGCGAUUCCAAGCAUGGGAUCACCAUUUUUUUCGCUUACUGUGUGCUCCUGUGCUAUAUGAUUCCCGUCUCUUUGAGUGUUUCGUUCGAGGUACAAAAGUUGGGUUGCAGCAAAUUUUUUGGGUGGGACCAAGAAAUGAUUUGUCCUGACACUGGGGCACAACCAAUUUGUAAUACGUCUGAUUUGAAUGAAGAACUUGGGCAAAUUGAGUAUUUAUUCAGUGACAAGACGGGGACGCUGACUGAUAACGACCUGGUUUUCCGAUGCUGUUCAAUCAAUGGAGUUAAGUACGAAUACAGCGAAUCCAGCAAGUUGAAACAAAUCAAUGAAAAUGAAACUCUAGACCAAGAGCAUGAAAAAUUGUACAAUGCAUUUCUCGAGACGCUAGCAGUUUGUCACACGCUGCGAGUUUUGCCACGUGAUAGUGAUAAUUUUGGAAAUGACGAUAAUGGACAACUUGUAUAUCAAACUAGUAGUUUAGACGAGGAGAUUCUAGUAAAGAUGGCACACUCAUUGAAUGUUCAAUUUCUUGGGGGCCAAGACAAAAAUUUUACUCUGAAAAAAUUUGGUAAUGUUAAAGAAAUGAAGACUUUGGCGAUACUUGAAUUUGACUCUGACAGAAAAUGCAUGUCUACAAUAAUUCAAGACGAGCUUGGGACAUGUUACAUGUUCUCAAAAGGGGCAGAAUCAUCAAUUCUUCCAAAAUGUACCAAAAGUUCCCAGACCCUUAUUGAUCUUACUGCCAACCAUGUCACAGAUUUUGCAAAGAUGGGAUAUCGUACACUUGUAGUGGCGUUCAAAAAGUUGGAGAGGCCUGAAGUAGACACAUUCCUUCAGAAAUAUGAGGAAUAUAGAAGCUCCCCUGAAUACUUAAACAAAUUGUACGUUCAAAUGGAGCAAGAUUUGCACUUGCUAGGAUGUACUGGGGUUGAAGAUAAGCUGCAACCUGGAGUUCCCGAAACCUUAUACUCUUUAAAAGAAGCUGGCAUAAAAAUACUCAUGUUGACUGGGGAUAAACUUGAAACUGCAAUCAGUGUGGGAUCAACUUGUGGCAUUAUUUCAUCAUCGCAUGAAUCAAAGGAAAAUGCGGAUAAAAUUUUUAUUGUGGAACAAAUGCACGAAAACGCAAUACUCGAGAAGCGUCUGCAUGAAUUCACACAAUUAUCCGCGGAAUCAUCAUCCGUUCUAGUCAUGGAUGGACAAAGUUUCGCACUGGCUUUGGAAUGCUGCAAGGACCUCGUUCGUAGAAUUAUUAUUGAAGCCAAGUCCGUAAUAUUCUGCAGAAUGGCGCCUCUCCAGAAAAGUCAAGUUGUUCAUCUCGUUAAGAAUAAUCCGAAAAAGCAGUACAAAACUUGUGCAGUGGGGGACGGCGGCAAUGACUGCGCAAUGUUAAGGGAGGCGCAUUUGGGAAUAGGCAUAAUUGGCAAAGAGGGUCUCCAAGCUGCAAGAGAAUCCGAUUUUGCCGUGCCGAGGUUCAGGUUCCUGCAGAAAGCUAUUUUGGUACACGGGUCUUGGUACUACCAUCGGCUCUCUGCACUGAUCACAUACUUUUUCUAUCGAGGGGUUGUAUUUAUCUUCCAAAUUUUCUUGUAUGGAUUUGACACGGGCUUCUCUGCACAGACUAUAUUCGACUCCACGUUUGUCAUGAUGUUUACCAUCGCAUUUACAUCGAUCCCAGUGGUCGUUCAAGGUCUAGUUGAUCAGCAGUACUCCAAAGAAGAAUUGCUGAACUCUCCGCGGCUUUACAGAGAAAUUACGAGAAAUGCGCACAUGUCCUUAAAGAACGUUUCAAGGUGGUAUUUGAUCGGAAUAUGGCACAUAUUGAUUUGCUACUACGUUCCAAGAUACGUUUGGAUUGAUGGAUCGUCACUUAAUGAUUAUGGAUCGUUUAGCUUGUUCAUUAGCAGCAUAAUUGUUAUUAUAACUGACACUAAGGUUUUGGUGGAAGGACGAUAUUUUACGUGGCCCACUUUGUGUGCUCAAGUAUUUUCAUAUACAACUUUGAUAGGUUUCUACAUGCUCCUGUGUCAUGCAAUGUCAAACGGUAAAGGACUUUUGGCAUUCUCGUUCAUCCCUCUCUUGCAACAAGUGAAUUUUUGGUUCACGGCGAUGCUAAUACUUGUACUGAGCAUUGUUCCGGAUCUCACCUACUUUACGGGACGUCUAAUGUUUUUUGGCUAUUAAAUAUUUAUUAAAAAAUAAAUCACGGAAAGAAGUCUGCCACAGACUUUAUUUGUGAUGUUUAAAGUAUAUGUUUUAUGAUGACAGAAAUAAACUAGCCUUGAAAUUAAUCCAAUUUUAA